AGGGUCAACCCGACCCGAAUAUGAGAAUGGGUGGAACUCUCUUCUAGUUCCUCUUGCCUAUGCUCCACAGCUAACUUCCCCGCGUAACUGCGCAUUACGGAAGAUAGAGAUCAAGAAAUUCGAUUCUUGUUCUUCCACAAUCUUCCAGAUUAUCAGUCUACGAACUUGCCAAUUCUCUGGGCCUUCACAAACUGACGAUCGCAAUCGAAGGAGGAACUCCGAUUUUUUGCCGCGCACACACUUCAUUACGGAAUCAUGAGAAGAUCAGGGCACCAUCUUCAUCGGCCCCACGCGAAGCAAGGUGUAGGAGGGGUGAAGGGUAUGAUUGGGAGGUUAUCAAUCGCUGUGGUUGUUCUCUUGAUCUGCACAGUUUCGUUGUUUGUUUCCUCGACGAGCAAAGGUAGCUUUGGAUCCGUCUAUCGCUCUGAGAUCAAGGUUGAAGAUCUUUGGAGACAUGCUGAUUCUGGUGAUUGGAAGCCUUCCUCAGCUCCGCGAUCUGAUUGGCCACCUCCACCAAAUGAAAGCAACGGCUACUUGAAGGUUCGCUGUAAUGGUGGUCUGAAUCAACAACGCAGUGCUAUUUGUAAUGCAGUUCUUGCUGCUCGAAUUAUGAAUGCAACACUGGUUCUACCUGAGUUAGAUGCAAACUCCUUUUGGCACGAGAAGAGUGGUUUUCAUGGUAUCUAUGAUGUUGAGAAUUUUAUAAGGACACUGAGGUAUGAUGUACGAAUUGUGGAAAGCAUUCCUGAUAUUCGCAAGAAUGGGAAAGCCAAGAAGAUAAAACCUUUUCAGCUCCGACCCCCUAGAGAUGCUCCAAUCAGUUGGUAUACUACAGUUGCUCUGGAGAAGAUGAGGGAGCACGGUGCCAUAUAUCUCACUCCAUUUUCACAUCGUUUAGCAGAAGAAAUUGACAACCCUGAAUACCAAAGAUUGCGAUGCAGGGUUAAUUAUCACGCUCUGAGAUUUAAGCCACAUAUCUUAAGAAUUAGUCAAUCAAUAGUCAAUAAGCUCCGCAAUCAAGGUCAUUUCAUGUCUAUUCAUCUUCGUUUUGAGAUGGAUAUGCUGGCCUUUGCAGGGUGUUUUGAUAUUUUUACUCCUGAAGAGCAGAAGAUAUUGAAGAAAUAUCGAGAGGAAAAUUUUGCAAAAAAGAGACUUGUUUAUAGUGAAAGAAGGGCAAUUGGAAAAUGUCCCUUAACUCCAGAGGAGGUUGGUCUCGUUUUACGUUCAAUGGGGUUCAACAAUUCUACCAGAAUAUACCUCGCGGCUGGUGAGCUCUUUGGUGGCGAAAGAUUCAUGAAGCCAUUUCGAUCUUUAUUCCCUCGCCUCGAGAACCAUAGCUCUGUUGAAUCCUCCGAGGAACUUGUUGAAAAUGUCAGGGGAGUGACGGGAGCUGCAGUUGACUACAUGGUUUGUCUCCUCUCCGACAUCUUCAUGCCAACCUAUGAUGGACCAAGCAACUUCGCCAACAAUUUGCUGGGGCACCGUCUUUAUUACGGCUUCCGGACCACAAUUAGACCAGAUAGGAAAGCUCUUGCACCAAUUUUCAUCGACAGAGAGAACGGAAAGACGGCAGGCUUUGAAGAAGCUAUCAAGAGAGUCAUGCUCGGCACACAUUUUGGUGGGCCACAUGAACGUGUUUCACCAGAAUCUUUCUAUACGAAUUCUUGGCCUGAAUGUUUCUGUCAAAUGUCACCUAGAAAUCCUGCCGAUAAAUGUCCACCAGAUAAUGUGUUGGAGAUUUUGAACAGCCAGUUGGAAGGUGAAGGAAACAUUGAUUUGGAUACCUCAACACAAACAAAUUCAACGACCUCAGUAGGUAGAUGAGAAGCAUAUAUCAAGAUUUUAGUAAGCUCAUUCUAACUCCACCCUGCCAACAACAAUACAGUUCAAUGGGUUUCUUUUAGCAAUGGAACUUGCCUUCAGGUAAAUUUUAUGGGUCAGAAAUGGCAAGCAUAAACUACGGUAUUUCUCAUGAAAAUCUACCUGACAUUGAUUUUUGUCCUGUUGAAUCAUGGAGGUCGAUUCUUGCUUUCGUCAGGUGCGUCCGGAUAGCAUUGUGAGACAAUGACAAGAGGCGGGCCAUUCUUAUGCGAGAACACAGCGAUUCAUCAACAGGGUGUGUACUUUCUUCAUAUGUUAUACUGUUCUCUUGAAUAUCCUAUAUUGUAAUGUAGCAUUUCUUGCACUCUGGUUCACACAUCCCAUGCAGUUAAAGACUUUUUACAAGGUUUCUUCUUGACCAUGUAGUUUUUUGAGGCCCUUAUUUAAAUACUUUACUGACGUGAAUGGUUCAAAUUAUAUCAGUUCAUAGUCCUAAUGAUGAAGUGACACAUUUUCUAGACGAUUUUUUUUUUGAAAGGGACAUUUUUUAGAUGAUAGAAUGAAGAGAAUUAUGAAUUGUAA
Molecule: messenger RNA, 2403 nt
Organism: Momordica charantia (bitter melon)
Lineage: Eukaryota; Viridiplantae; Streptophyta; Magnoliopsida; Cucurbitales; Cucurbitaceae
Product: O-fucosyltransferase family protein
Cellular component (GO): endosome; trans-Golgi network; cytoplasm
Source: RefSeq, a predicted model, not a curated record